UUUCAGGUUGAUAGAAAUUGAUCUAUAUCUAACGUUAGAUUUAUAGCCAUCUGUAAAUCUACUGAAAGCAAAUUCCGGAUGACGGACGAGAGAAGUCCAUCAGGAAAUUAUAUUGAAGGUGUGGGCGAUGAAGUUGUAAUUUUUUUAUCUACUCUGUUGAUGUUCAUUUUGCCAAUUUCGACAUAUCUUGUACGUAAAUACAGGUCAGAUUCUGACCAUGAAAUUCAUCCGGAAAAUCAAGAAAGAGUAAACACAACAAGAAGUCAUCUCAAUAUUAAUGAAAAUGAGCAAGAAGAUGAUGCUUUGGAUGGGGAUGUUGAUGAUCGGAGAAGAUUUUACAGUGAUCAAAGAUGUCCAAUAUGUUUGCAGGAAGCAAGAUUGCCUGUUGAAACAAAUUGUGGACAUCUAUUCUGUGCACACUGCAUAAUAACAUACUGGAGAUUUGGGAAUUGGCUUGGAGCUGUCAAUUGCCCUGUCUGUAGACAGCAAGUAUCGCUGCUGUUGAGAAAUUUUCAGGCUGGGGAAAACCACUCGGAAGCAACUCGUGACGCUUUGACUAAUAUAAAUGAUUAUAAUAGAAGAUUUUCUGGACAGCCUAGGCCGAUUUUGGACUACAUCAGAGAUAUUCCUGCUUUAAUGAGACAUCUUUGGAGUGAAUUUUUCUCUAUGGGAGGACUUGUUUUUAUGUUCAGAGUACGUAUUGUGCUUUGCGCCAUUGCAAUACUACUUUACCUUAUUUCACCUCUUGAUUUUUUGCCAGAGGCAGUUUUUGGUAUAAUUGGACUACUCGAUGAUGUUUUUGUCCUAAUGCUAGUAUUAAUAUAUAUGACUGUAAUAUAUCGUAAUGUUGUAGCAGCCCGGUGAAGUAAAUUUCUAUAUUGCUUAAAUGAGAAAUUAUUUGUGGAUAAUGUAUUAUCCUUUACUAGUCGCUAUCAGAUCAAUAUGCAUUAGUUAAAUACAUUGCAUAGAUAUUAUGUGGAACCGAUGUGAUUUUUCUAUAAACACAUUUUGAAUAUAAUCAAGUCAUACUUAAGGAAGGGCAAUACAGAAUUCUUGCGAGAAGCAUGCGGGAGAGAGGUCAUUGAAUCUAAUUCGUACAUUUCUAUGAUAUAGAUACUGAUUUAAACUGCCAUUAUUAAAGGAUUCUAGGUAUUUCACUCUUCUUUUUUUUUGAUUUGUUCUUUAACUUUAUUUACUUUUUGAAGAUUAUAUAAAAUAUAGUUGAACUUUCAA
Messenger RNA from Styela clava, 1233 nucleotides. RefSeq names its product E3 ubiquitin-protein ligase RNF170-like. The record is from RefSeq and is a predicted model, not a curated record. Gene Ontology annotation, molecular function: ubiquitin protein ligase activity; metal ion binding. Lineage: Eukaryota; Metazoa; Chordata; Ascidiacea; Stolidobranchia; Styelidae.